Molecule: messenger RNA, 904 nt
Organism: Myotis brandtii (Brandt's bat)
Lineage: Eukaryota; Metazoa; Chordata; Mammalia; Chiroptera; Vespertilionidae
Product: zinc finger and SCAN domain-containing protein 5B
Exons: 3
Coding region: 2-904 (300 amino acids)
Biological process (GO): regulation of transcription by RNA polymerase II
Molecular function (GO): RNA polymerase II cis-regulatory region sequence-specific DNA binding; DNA-binding transcription factor activity, RNA polymerase II-specific
Source: RefSeq, a predicted model, not a curated record
UAUGGCUACAGACCAGGCAUUUUCCAAUGGUCAUGGGCACCCCCAGGGCAGCCUGGGCUGGGACCUGUCACCGGCCAGACCGCCCCAGGGAAACCUCACUGAAGAACAGCACCGGGACUCUGAGAGGUGGCACUUGCUCUUCAGAGUCUUCCAACACCCAAAGGACGCGGACCCCCUCCAGAGCGUGCACACAAUGUCUGCGCUCCUCCAUCGCUGGCUGAGGCCCGAUGUGCUCACCAAGAAGCAGAUCUUGGAUAAGCUUCUGCUGGAGAAGUUCAUGAUCUGCAUGCCCCCGGAGCUGCAGGUCUUGGUGAAGGAGAGGCGCGUGCAGAGCUGCGAGGAACUGAAGGUCUUGCUGAGAAAUAAGGAGAAACCCAGGAAAUGGAAGGUCGUCACCUUCCAAGGGCAGAAGUACCUUCAGGAGAAUUCCGAUGUCCAGAUGGCCAACGAAGAAGACAGUGCCACAGACCACGUGUUGGACUUGUCCCUGAAGUCCCGAUCCCCCAUCGGUCAGAUGGGGGUACAACCUGAGAACAGCCAGGAGGUCAACGGAGAGCUAGGGUACCAGCCAGGAACCAGUGAUGUGGUGUGGGGACAGCGGAUCCACACGGGGGAGAAGCCGUUCUUCUGUAAAGUCUGCGAGAAGAGGUUCACCCACAAGUCCACGCUGCGUAGCCACCAGCGGGUCCACACCCAGGACAAUCCAUACGAGUGUGAUGUCUGCCACAAAAGUUUCCGCCACCGCGGGAACCUCAACGUGCACAUGCGCACCCACUCGGGCCUGAGACCCUACCCGUGUCCCCAUUGCCACCUGGCCUUCCGCCACCUGGGGACGUUGAAACGCCACCAAAGGACACAUGUCCACAAGGCGCCCCAGGUCCCUUCUGACCAUGAAGGAAAUUAA